Python bivittatus (Burmese python) is the source of this 3045-nucleotide messenger RNA. The record is from RefSeq and is a predicted model, not a curated record. NCBI's taxonomy places the organism in Eukaryota, Metazoa, Chordata, Lepidosauria, Squamata, Pythonidae.
GCUUGCUUGUAUUAGAAAGAGUGGGUGACUUGCUAAGAUAUUUAGCCUUUUUACAGAGUAAUGAUUUUUUCUUUCUUUCUUCUUUCAAGAUCCUCACAUUAAAGUCUCUGGGAAAAAGGAGAAUGUUAAAGAAGCUAAAGAAAAGAUCAUGUCUGUCUUGGACACAAAAAGCAAUCGAGUCACCCUGAAGAUGGACGUAUCUCAUACAGAGCAUUCUCAUGUGAUUGGCAAAGGAGGAAAUAAUAUUAAAAAAGUGAUGGAAGAAACAGGCUGCCACAUCCAUUUUCCAGAUUCUAAUAGGAACAACCAGGCGGAAAAAAGCAAUCAAGUGUCUAUCGCAGGGCAACCAGCUGGAGUGGAGUCUGCCAGAGUUAGAAUACGGGAGCUGCUCCCGCUGGUGUUAAUGUUUGAAUUACCCAUAGCUGGAAUCCUUCAGCCGAUCCCUGAUCCGAGUUCUCCCACGAUUCAGCAUAUAUCGCAGACAUAUAAUAUUUCAGUGUCCUUUAAACAGCGUUCUCGGACAUAUGGCGCUACGGUCAUCAUCAGAGGAUCCCAGAGUAAUGCUAGUGCCGUGAAGGAAGGAACAGCUCUGCUUUUGGAGCAUCUGGCGGGGAGCUUGGCUUCUGCGAUCCCUGUGAGCACCCAGUUAGAUAUAGCGGCUCAACAUCAUCUCUUUAUGAUGGGUCGAAAUGGCAGCAACAUCAAGCACAUCAUGCAGAGAACUGGUGCUCAGAUCCAUUUCCCUGAUCCUAGUAAUCCCCAGAAGAAAUCCACAGUCUACCUCCAAGGCACUAUCGAAUCAGUCUGUCUUGCCAGACAAUAUCUCAUGGGCUGCCUUCCUCUUGUGCUGAUGUUUGACAUGAAGGAAGAAAUUGACGUAGAACCACACUUUAUCACACAGCUGAUGGAGCAGCUAGAUGUCUUCAUCAGUAUUAAACCAAAGCCGAAACAGACCAGUAAGUCUGUAAUUGUGAAAAGUGUUGAGCGAAAUGCCUUAAACAUGUAUGAAGCACGGAAGUGUCUCCUGGGCCUGGAAAGCAGUGGCGUUGCCGUAGCAACAAACCCGUCCCCCGUCUCUUGCCCGGUCGGCCUCUCUUGUCCUGGCUUGGACAUCUUGACCUCAGCUGGCCUCGGACUAACUGGACUUGGUCUCUUGGGUCCAACCACUUUAUCUGUCAACACAUCCACUCCCCCCAACUCCCUCCUAAAUGCUCUUAAUAGUUCUGUUAGUCCUUUGCAGAGUCCCAGUUCAAGCACGCCAAGUCCAACUCUCUGGGCUUCAUCAAUCGCUAAUACGAGCACCACAGGUUUCUCUGCUAUUCCUCACCUGAUGAUGCCACCUACUGCACAAGCUACAUUAACCAGUAUAUUGUUGUCAGGAGUGCCAAACUAUAGUCAGAACACACCAUCUCCCCCUCCUGGCUUAACUCCUGUUGAUAUUCAUGUUAAUGGCAUGCAAGUGGAAAACAAGAAAAACCCAGCGUCGUUAAAUGGUCAUGUAAAGACCUCAACUAUGAAGUAUCCUGCACUGUCUGCCACAGCUCUUGGUGAAAAUGUAUUAAGUGCAAACCACAGCGAUCCUUCCCGGACGAUUGGUAGCCAUAAUGCCUCUGAACAAGUGACGGCCAAGACAAAUACCAGCGAAGGUUGCAAUGAUGCUUUUGUGGAAGUGGGUAUGCCCAGAAGUCCUUCACACUCCGCAAACGCCAGUGAUCUUAAGCAGAUGAUGAGCACCUCUAAGCAAUCCUGUGCAAAGAGGCAGACGGUGGAAUUAUUGCAAGGCACCAAAAAUUCUCAUUUACACCCCGGGGAGAGGUUGCUCUCGGAUCCUGAGCUGAGCGCUUCAGAGGCCACGGUGGCUGAUAAGAAGGCACCUGGGAGCGAACGAGCGGCCGAGAGGGCGGCCGCAGCACAGCAGAAUUCGGAAAGAGCACACCUCGCCCCGCAGUCGACGUACGUGAACAUGCAGGCGUUUGACUACGAACAGAAGAAGCUACUAGCAACCAAAGCUAUGUUAAAAAAGCCUGUUGUUACGGAAGUGCGAACACCAACAAACACUUGGAGUGGGCUGGGCUUCUCCAAAUCAAUGCCAGCAGAAACAAUUAAGGAAUUGAGAAGGGCAAACCACGUAGCCUACAAACCGUCUAUGUCGACAACUUAUGAGGGCCCCUCCAUGUCUCUCUCCCGGUCCAACAGCCGGGAACAGCUGGGCAGUGGGAGCGACUCAGAUAACUGGAGAGAUCACAACGGCAUUAGCUCUGCGGCCCCUGCGGACUUCGUGUCUUCCAUCGGAAGCCCUAAACGGAAGCAGAAAUCAAGUGAGCACUAUCUCAGCAGUAGCAACUACAUGGAUUGCAUCUCCUCCCUGAUAGGAAGCAAUGGCUGUAACCUGAACAGUCUGUUUAAGGGAUCUGACCUACCUGAGCUGUUCAGCAAACUGGGUUUGGGCAAAUACACAGACAUAUUCCAGCAACAAGAGAUUGAUCUUCAGACAUUCCUCACUCUAACAGAUCAGGAUCUGAAAGAGCUUGGAAUUACUACUUUUGGUGCACGAAGGAAAAUGCUGCUGGCAAUCUCAGGUAAAGGAAAAUCAUGAUGUUGUGUAGUUUGUAAGGAUCCCCUUUUCCCCCUCUUUUCCUUGACUGAGUUAUUCUCAUACAUAGAAUGCCGAACGUCUGUUUUCAGAAACUCAACGUAUUCCUGCGUAUAGUAAUAUUCUUGUCCGUCCCUCCACUGCCAGCCUUAACCUCUCUGUUCUCAUAAGUCCACUCGUGUGUCUGUUCAACAUGAGAUCCAUUGAUUUCAACGGGAGUUACUUCUGAUAAGUGAGCGUAGGAGCCGUGCCGAGUAUGGGCUACCAUAAGACUGGCACCAGGAGCUUCAUGAUGCCCGAUUGCUGCCCUGAUAUUAACGUCUAUAAUGGUCUGUAGUCAGGGAUGUGCAAAACCCCCAAACGGGCCAUCUCUUGAUCGGCUCUCCCUUGAAGAAGCUGCUUUAGAAAGGCCGGCUGCGUCUCUCUUAAAUAAGCAGCCUGAUGCCUCGCUC